AUGGUGCAGGAUAAUUGUCACAAAAUAGAACCAGAACCAGUGCAUUAUAUCGAUGAGCAAAUAAUACCUGCGAAAACAAAACAUAGUGGUAUUCGCCAAUAUAAUCUGAAAAAGCCUCACAAAUGGGGGUUUAAAAUGUUCUGUACUCUUUCUCUUUGUCUCAAACUAAAAGAAAUAGGCAUACUGACAACAGCAACUAUUCAUACAAAUCGAAUAGCAAAGUGUCCACUGCUUUCUGAGAAAGAUUUAAAAAAACAAGGUCUUGGGUCUUUUUCAUAUAAGGUUCAUGCAAACUCUGGUCUGUUGCUUCUAAGAUGGUUUGAUAACAAAUGUGUUCAUAUGACCUCAACAUAUUGUUCAGCUAAUACAUCUGGUAAUGUUAAACGAUGGGAUCAAAAAAAUAGGAAACAUAUUCAAUUACCUUGCCCGCAAGUUGUAAAAGAAUACAAUACUGGAAUGGGUGGUGUAGACUUGUCUGACAUGCUUAUUAGCUUAUAUCGAAUACCCAUGAAAACAAAAAGAUGGUACUUACGUGUGCUUGUUCAUUGCAUGGAUAUAUGUAAGAUAAAUGCUUGGCUGCUGUAUAGAAGACAUGGUAACCAGUUGAAUAUUUCUCAGCGUAGCCAAUUUAACCUCCUUCAAUUUAGCAGUCAAAUUUCUAACGCUUUAAUAAUGAAAAGUAACUGA
Molecule: messenger RNA, 687 nt
Organism: Hydra vulgaris (swiftwater hydra)
Lineage: Eukaryota; Metazoa; Cnidaria; Hydrozoa; Anthoathecata; Hydridae
Source: RefSeq, a predicted model, not a curated record